Diaporthe batatas is the source of this 3377-nucleotide messenger RNA. RefSeq lists its product as uncharacterized. Bases 316 to 3300 code for a protein of 994 amino acids. Lineage: Eukaryota; Fungi; Ascomycota; Sordariomycetes; Diaporthales; Diaporthaceae. Gene Ontology annotation, cellular component: vacuole. Gene Ontology annotation, biological process: carbohydrate metabolic process. The record is from RefSeq and is a predicted model, not a curated record. Gene Ontology annotation, molecular function: beta-galactosidase activity. The transcript has 6 exons.
CAAAGAGGCUGCUAGGCUCGCGAGAGACAUGCCAGGGCCACAAAAAUGCGAGUCGCCCUGGCUCUUGAUUGCUGGGAAUACAACGCCCUCGGUAACUCGUCCGAGAGGCGAUGUAACUGAGGAGCCCGCCAUGCUGAUCAUCAGACGCGCCCCCAUGGGGAUUGCGAAUUACGCCCCAUUUCAAAAUGUUGUGUGAUGCGGCUAUAAUACAUGAUGCCUCGCCGUUUCUCAAAAUGGCGACCAUCCGGUCCUACCGGUCCUACCGGUACCAGUUGACACGCCAGCAUUCGCCCUGAUCGCCGAGUGUCGUGCAAGAUGCGGCCGCUUCUCCUCUUCACCACCCUCUUGGGUUGGGUAUCCAGCGUGGUCUCUACUGACAAUGGCCUUACCGACCUCGUGUCUUGGGACAAGUACAGCCUGUCGGUCAAUGGAACCCGCGUCUUCAUCAAUUCGGCCGAGUUCCAUUACCAGCGGCUGCCCGUCCCCGAGAUGUGGCUGGACAUAUUCCAUAAAUUGAAGGCAAACGGCUUCAACACCGUCAGCAUCUACUUUUUCUGGUCCUACCACUCUGCCUCUAAGGGUGUCUUCGACUUUGAGAGCCCGGGAAAGGAUGUCCAGCGGCUAUUUGACUACGCCAAGGAAGCAGGGCUAUGGGUUGUCGCGCGCGCCGGUCCUUAUUGCAACGCAGAGCACAACGGAGGCGGCCUCGCCCUGUGGGGCUCUGACGGCAGUCUGGGCAACCUAAGGACCAGCGACGAGACCUACCACCAGGCCUGGAUUCCUUGGGUGCAGAAGAUUGGGUCGAUAAUCGCAGCCAACCAGAUAACCAACGGGGGCCCUGUGAUCCUCAACCAGGUUGAGAACGAGCUCACCGAGUCUGUCCACUCGGCGGACCACACCCUGGUCAAGUACAUGGAGCAGCUCAAGACGGCUUACCGCGACGCCGGCAUUGUUGUGCCUUUCACACACAACGAGAAGGGCAUGAGGGGCCAGUCGUGGAGCACAGAUUAUCAGGAUGUCGGAGGGUCUGUCAAUGUCUACGGCUUGGAUUCGUAUCCAGGCGGUCAAUCUUGCACGAACCCUACCAGCGGCUUCAAUGUUGUACGGACAUACUACCAAUGGUUCCAGAAUUACAGCUUCACUCAGCCCGAGUACAUGCCGGAAUUCCAAGGAGGAUGGUUCAGUGCUUGGGGAAGCGGCUCUUUCUACGACACGUGCGAGUCUGAGCAUAACCCGGCCUUCCCAGAUGUCUACUACAAAAACAACAUUGGCCAAAGAGUCACUCUGCAAAACUUCUACAUGACCUACGGCGGCACCAACUGGGGUCAUUCGGCCGCACCCGUUGUGUAUACCAGCUACGAUUACAGCGCCCCGAUCCGUGAGACUCGUCAGCAAUGGGACAAGCUAUUCCAGACGAAGCUGGUCAACCUCUUUUCGAGCUCGUCUCCGGAUCUUCUCGAAACAGAAAUGGCGGGGAAUGGAACCGGGUACAAGGUCUCAUCAACCGACAUUUUUACCUGGGUCUUAAAAAACCCAGACUCCGGUGUAACUUUCACCGUUACCCAGCAGAGCAGCACGAAGUCUACUGCGAAUGUGACGUUCUCCGUUACAUUAGAUACGAGCUCAGGAGCAGUCACAGUACCAGACGUCUCGUUACUUGGCAGGCAGAGCCGAAUCCUUGUCACCGACUAUGCAUUCGGCGACCACACCCUGCUCUACUCCUCGGCUGAUGUUGCAACCUGGGCGACCUUUGACGACGCAUCUGCCAUAGUGCUCUACCUGAAGGAAGGGCAGACCGGCCAAUUUGCCUUCAAGGGCGAGCCUGGUCUCCAAUACGACGUGCACGGAAGCUCGUCCCUCAGCUCCUCGAACACAUCCGCUGGCCAGGCAUUUACAUACGUCCAAGGGUCAGGGCCAACGUUUGUCAAGUUCUCGAACGGCGUGCUGGUUUACCUCCUUGACCAGCCAACAGCGUGGACAUUCUGGGCACCAUCAACUGUGGCCGAGUUCUACCGAUCCCCUGAGAACAAGAUCUUUGUUUUGGGGCCAUACCUCGUCAGAAGUGCAUCAUUGAGCGAUGGCGCCCUUCACAUCUCUGGCGACAAUGACAAAGCUGGUCCAAUCGAGGUGUUUGUUGGUGAGACACCCAUCACAACCAUUGUCUGGAACGGCGAGGAGCUCAGCGCGAGCGAGACGGCUUACGGCACCUACACCGCGGACAUUCCAGGUACGGAAGAACGCGCAGUCUCGCUGCCUUCGCUGGACUCGUGGACAUCGGCAGACUCUCUUCCGGAAGUGCAACCCGACUUCGACGAUUCCGCCUGGGUCGUCUGUAACAAGACCUCGACCCUGUCCCCAGUGAAGCCGUACACUCUUCCCGUGCUCUUCUCUUCUGACUAUGGGUACUACACUGGCGCGAAGCUUUACCGUGGCUACUUCUCAGGGUCCAACUUCACAUCUGUUAAUAUCAGCGCAAGCGGUGGCCUAGCCUUUGGCUGGAAUGCCUGGCUGAACGGCGUCCUUAUCGGCGGUGACCCUGGCAAUGCCUCGCUCACGACCACGACGCAGGUCCUGGACCUGCCACAGUCUGCGCUCCAGAAGAGCAACGGGACCAAUGUCUUGACGGUUGUCGUAGACUACCACGGGCACGACCAGACCUCGACGGCCAAGGGUGUCGAGAACCCCCGUGGUAUCCUCGGCGCCCAGCUGCUGCCGGGCACUUCGACGACAGACACGGGAUUCACAACCUGGAAGAUCCAAGGCAACGCCGGCGGCAGCGCAAACAUUGACGCCGUCCGCGGCCCGAUGAACGAGGGCGGCCUGUACGGGGAGCGUCUGGGCUGGCAUCUGCCAGGCUUCUCGCCCGCGUCGUCAUACCCGUCAUCCCUCGGCGCCUGGGACGAUUCGACGCCGUUCGACGGGCUGAGCACCUCGGGCAUCCGCUUCUAUGUCUCCAACUUCAUGCUGGACAUCGACGACGACCUGGACGCGCCCCUGGGGCUGUCGUUCUCGUCGCCGGCGGGGACUGUCGCCCGGAUUAUGUUCUGGAUCAACGGCUACCAGUACGGCAAGUACGAGCCCCAUAUUGGCCCGCAGACCGUGUUUCCCGUGCCGCCUGGGAUCAUCAAUAACCAGGGUGCAAACUCCAUUGCGGUUAGCAUCUGGGCACAGACGGACGACGGGGCCCGCCUUGAUGAGGUCAAGCUCGUCAACUAUGGGCUGUACCAGACUGAUUAUGGAUUCUCGAAGGACUGGAGUGCUUUGCAGCCUGGGUGGACGGAUAGGAGUGAAUAUGUUUGAAGGGGUUGAGGCGUCAGGUGUUGUACAUAUAAUAGGCUGCGUGUUAAGAACGUACUCAAUAUACACAAUACAGGCUA